Messenger RNA from Dendroctonus ponderosae (mountain pine beetle), 4646 nucleotides. RefSeq names its product mucin-2. The coding region runs from base 106 to 4599 and encodes 1497 amino acids. The transcript is spliced from 14 exons. NCBI's taxonomy places the organism in Eukaryota, Metazoa, Arthropoda, Insecta, Coleoptera, Curculionidae. The record is from RefSeq and is a predicted model, not a curated record. Gene Ontology annotation, cellular component: extracellular region. Gene Ontology annotation, molecular function: chitin binding.
GUCGAUUUUCCUACUCAAUGUCUAUUAGCGGUUUCGAUAAGUCUUUUGAACACGGUAGAGGUGAUUGCGACACAAAAAUACACCUGACCAAAGCGCAUUUAGAAGAUGUUAAGGACUAUAGUGUUACUGAGUGUUUUGGCGCUUAGCUGGGCUGAUGAUGUUAAUCCAGGGCCGAAACCUCCAUGUCCAACUGAUUGGUCGCAACAGGGCUAUUUUGCCACCGAAAAUUGCGCCUACUUCUGGCAGUGCUCCAAUGGAGUCCCCUAUUUGAUGCCAUGCGCUCCGGGCACUCAUUGGAGCCAGGAGAUACUCACAUGCGUUCAUAUUGCAACCUCAACUUGCACUGGACAAGGAUGGUCCAGUAGUGAGGCUCCUACAACCUCCACCACUACUCCUACCACCACAACAACACGAACCACCACUACUUCUCCUACUACCACAACAACUCCUACAACUACAACCACUCCCACUACUACCACAACCCCCACUACCACCACAACCCCCACUACCACAACAACUCCCACUACUACCACAACCCCUACUACCACAACUACUCCUACAACUACAACCACCCCCACUACAACUACUACUCCCAAAACCACCACAACCCCCACUACCACAACAACUCCUACAACUACAACCACUCCCACUACUACCACAACCCCCACUACCACAACAACCACUCCCACUACUACCACAACAACUCCUACAACCACAACAACGCAAGAGCCUGAAGUUGAAACGGAAUCCCCAGUUUUACCAGGAGAGUGUCCUGCAGUAGACGGUCCAGACUCGGUCUACCUCCCUGAUCCAGAUUGCACGAAAUUCUGGCAGUGCUCCAAUGGAGUGGCCAUCCAGCACAGUUGCCCGGCAGAACUGCACUUCAACCCCGUUUUGAAUGUGUGCGAUUAUCCGGAACGGGCUGGCUGCGGCGGCAGUGCAGCACCGAACCCUCCCACAACUACUACAGAUGCAGCACCAACCCCUACAAAUGCUCCUACCACUGAAGAAGCUGCCACGACUACAGAGGACGCGCCAACGACCACAGAUUCUGCAACAACUGAAGAACCGACCACUACAAAUGCUCCUACCACGACUACAGAGGACGCGCCAACGACCACAGAUUCUSCAACAACUGAAGAACCAACUACUACAGAAGAAGAAGUACCAACCACUACAGAGGAAGAAGUWCCAACCACUACUGAAGAGCCAGCGACCACUACAGAAGAAGAAGUUUCAACCACAGCAGAGGCGUCAACUACUGAAGAMCCUGCCACAAGUGAACCGCCCACCACGACAGAGGAAGAAGCCCCCACCACCGAAGAAUCUUCAACCACUGAACUACUAACCACUCCAAGUGUCCCCACUACUGAAGCCCCCAUCGCCCCAGGAGAAUGCCCAGCAGUCGAUGGCGAUGACUCGGUCUACUUCCCAGACCCAGACUGCACCAAAUUCUGGCAAUGUUCCAAUGGAGUGGCGAUCCAACAUAGUUGUCCGGCAACUCUGCACUUCAACCCCGUUUUGAACGUGUGCGACUACCCAGAGAGCGCCGGAUGUGGGGUAGACAGCGUGCAAACCACUACAGAAGCUCAAGUUCCUACCCAGUCUGUUGAAGAUGGGACUACAGAAGGCGUAGAGGAAAGCACCACGGCAUCUGGAAGCGGAGAUGAAACGACCACAGAGGGUGGAAGUGGUGAGGAAGCCACCACGGAGGCUGGAACUCUAGAUGAAACGACUACAGAGGUUGGAAGCGGUGAGGAAGCAACCACGGAGGCUGAAAGUUGGGAUGAAGCAACCACAACGGAGUCACCCGAUGAGGAUGAGUUGUGGGAAACAACGGAGAAUGUUGCAUCUACAGCCUCAGUUCCGACUACCACUACGACCAUCCCAGUAACCAACACGAACCGACCAACUGGUUCAAAUGAAUGCGCUCCUACAGUGUGCACUUGCACAUGUGAAGUGGCCACCGACGAGCCCUCAACCACCUCCAUUUGGACCACCGCCCCCACUCAACCUGCCCCAGUGGAUAAGGAAACCACCUUGUCAACCAGAAACGUUGUGACUACCACAGUGGUAGACACUCAAACUCCUACAGAAGUGAUUGAGGAUGAGACUACUACCAUUGCAGAUGAUGCAGGCGGAUCUACUUCGGAAGAAGGAACCACUGAGAUUGCUGAUGAAGCAACUACUGAAGCUGAUACUACCUCCGGUGCCAAUAGCGAGGCAACUACAGCAGCAGGUGAAACUGAAUGGACCACAGUAGACGAUCUAGCAACGGAAGUUGAUGAUUCACAAAGUGAAGCUGAAACUACCACUGAAGGCUCAGCAACUGUAUCACCUGGAGCUCCAGGAGAAUGUCCACCGGUCGACGGCGAGGAUUCAGUCUAUUUUCCUGAUGCUGACUGCACCAAGUUCUGGCAAUGUUCCAACGGAAAAGCGUAUCAGCAAACUUGCCCCGCAGGAUUGCACUUCAACCCCACUUUGAACGUUUGCGACUACCCCUACAGGGCUGGAUGCAAUGCGACCACUUCGACUGCACGUCCCUCAACUGAACCUGACAACGAGGUGACUACCGAGCUUCCUGAUGAAGGAACUACUGGGGCGGAUGAGAGUGAAGCAACCACUCCAGCUGGUGAAGAGAACCCCACUACUGCAGUUGAUAUUGUUGAGUCAACAACAGAAGUAGCUGAGGAUGAAACCACUGCUGCAGUUGAUGAUGKKGAGUCAGCAACAGAAGCUGAUGAUGAAAGUACCACACCAGUGCAAGAUGUGGAGUCAACAACAGAAGUUGCURAUGAAGAAACCACUACUGCAGUUGACGAGUCAGCAACAGAAGAAGCUGAUGACGAAGCAACUACACCAGUGGAAGAUSUSGASUCAACAACAGAAGUYGCUGAUGAAGAAACCACUACUGCAGUUGAUGAUGAGUCAGCAACAGAAGACGCUGAUGACGAAGCAACUACACCAGUGGAAGAUGUGGACUCAACAACAGAAGUCGCUGAUGAAGAAGCCACUACUGCAGUUGAUGAUGAUGAGUCAGCAACAGAAGACGCUGAUGACGAAGCAACUACACCAGUGGAAGAUGUUGACUCAACAACAGAAGUCGCUGAUGAAGAAGCCACUACUGCAGUUGAUGUGGAGUCAGCAACAGAAGACGCUGAUGACGAAGCAACUACACCAGAGGAAGAUGCGGAGUCAACAACAGAAGUAGCUGAUGAAGAAACCACUACUGCAGUAGAUGAUGUAAUUUCCACUACUGAACUUGAGGUAGAAACCGCAACUGAUGGGGAUGCUUGGGAUGAGACGACAGCAGCAGACGGGGAAGCAUCAACUACAGCGCUUGCGGAUGAAACUACCACUGCUGGUGCAGAGGAAGCGACUACAGCCGCUUCUUCGCAGGAAACCACCACCAGUAGUGCUGCCACUGAAGAGAACACAACUGCAGCCGCCAGCACCUCGGCUAAAGUUGACCCAACUACAACAGCCUCAAGUUCCACAGCAGAACCAUCAACUGUUGCACCAGGAGGACAAGGUCCCUGUGACGAACUGUCCCAGCUGUGUCCUGUCCCGGAUGGCGCACAGCCAGUCUACAUUGCUCUUGAGGACUGUGGCGCCUUCUGCCAGUGCUCCAAUGGGCAAGCCUACUACCAUUCAUGCUCCUCUGGGCUGCAUUUCAACCCCUCAUUGAACGUCUGCGACUGGCCGCAAGAUGCGGGCUGUACUGGAACUAAUGGAACCUCCUCGACCACAUCCAGGACUUCCACUGAGUCUUCGUCGGCUGCUCCCACUACUGCAGCAUCAACCAGUUCAGAGGCUGCUACUUCCACUGCUGCUUCCAGCACUACCACUGAGCAGCUGAGUACGCCGGGUUACCAAAGCAGUUGUGAUGAGUUGUCCAGCUUGUGUCCAGAAGUGGAUGGGGAAGACUCCAUAUAUAUAGCGUUGGAAUACUGCGGCGGAUUCUGCCAGUGCUCUAACGGAGUCGCCAAGUACCUCGCAUGUCCCGAAGGACUGGAAUUCAAUCCUGCCAAGAACGUUUGCGAUUUUCCGCAAAAUGCUGGCUGUACAGGAGUAGCUGGGACUACUUCCACCACUGCCAAUCCCGGUUUAUCACAAAGCCAGCUAGCCGAGGCCUGUUUGAGCAGAGCGCUUCCAUUCUUCCUAAGCGCACAUCCGAACGCCUGCCACGUUUACAUAGUUUGCAACCUGGGCAAGCCUUCCAUUGCUCGAUGCGCUCCAGGCCUACAUUUCAGCCCCUCCAAAAUGACCUGCGUAGCUCCAAGGGACGCUGGAUGCAAAUCGGCUCAACAGCACAAAAUUCCCACAUCUCCAGCCUAUCCGGGUGAUGUGGCUUACCUGUGCUUGGCGCAUCCCAGAAAAGUCUUCCUGCAGGCUCAUCCGCACGACUGCUCCAAGUAUGUGGCGUGCGACCAUGGCCGGUCUGUGGAACUGCAGUGCGCCACUGGCCAACACUUCAACCCCAAGAAUCUUGUUUGCGUUGCUCCGGAACAGGCUGGAUGCGAAGCCACUGCAGUUGCAGGCUCGGAGGGAUUGAGCGAUCAGCUUUCCAGAAUGCUCAAGAACAUCUUCUCACCUUAAUCGAACGGCUGCAACAUAUUGGAAAUAAACGCUCCAACUAAGAUGUU